AUGUCAGGCCCUUCACUGUUCAGCAUGCGGAUAGUUCAUUUGGACCUUAAAGGAGCACCACCAAAGAUCUCGUACCUCUCGGAGAUUUUUCCUCUGUUCCGCGCCCUGGGUGCCAACGCCCUUCUCGUUGAGUAUGAAGACAUGUUUCCCUACGAGGGCCACCUCAAGCUGCUCAGGGCCCAGCAUGCAUACAGCCCCUCAGAGAUCAGAGAGAUCCUGUACCUGGCUAGACAGAAUGAGCUGGAGGUGAUCCCCUUGGUGCAGACGUUUGGGCACAUGGAGUUCGUGCUAAAGCAUGAUGCAUUCUCUCAUCUCCGGGAAGUGGCACUCUUCCCCAACACCCUGAACCCCCACAAGGCAGAAUCGCUGGCGCUGGUCACAGCCAUGGUCGACCAGGUCAUGGAGCUGCAUGGCGGAACCCGGUGGCUGCACAUUGGCUGUGAUGAGGUCUACUACCUUGGGGAGGGGGAGGCCUCAAGACAGUGGCUGCAGCAGGAGCAGAACAGCAAAGCCAAACUCUGCCUGUCCCACAUGACGGCCGUGGCCGGCCACGUGCUCGCCCACCAGCCCACCACGACACCCCUGGUGUGGGACGACAUGCUACGAGACAUGCCUGAGGACCUUCUCCAAGAGUCGGGUUUACCACAGCUGGUGGAGCCAGUGCUCUGGGACUACGGGGCUGACCUAGACAUCCACGGCAAGGUCGUCCUUAUGGAAAAGUUCCAGAAGUGUGGUUUUCCCCGGCUGUGGGCUGCAAGUGCAUUCAAGGGCGCCACCGGGCCACACCAAGCGCUGACCCCCAUUGAGCACCACCUCCGGAACCACCUGCAGUGGCUGUGGGUGGCGCAGGCUGGACCAGCCGGACUGCUGCAAGGCAUUGUGCUGACUGGCUGGCAGAGGUAUGACCACUUUGCGGUGCUGUGCGAGCUGCUGCCUGUUGGGAUCCCGUCGCUGGCCAUCUGUCUGCAGUCAUUGCUACGUGGAGGCUUCAGCCAAGAGGUGAAGGACAGGGUGGAGAGCUGCCUCGGGGUCGCAAGCCUGGACACAACCGACUUUACCAGGGAGGGCACCGGCUGCUUCCCUGGCAGCGACAUCCUCGCCCUUGUCACACAAGUCAGCCUCCACCUGCGAAGCUCCGUGGAGGCCCUGCUGGAUGGGAACAGGUACGUGACAGGCUGGUUCAGCCCCUACCACCGCAGGCGGAAGGUCGUCCACCCCGUCAUGGUGCAACACAUGCAGCCCGACGUGCUCAGCCUCCUGGCCCGGUGGGGAGCCCUCGUGCCUGAGCUGGAGGCCGCCCUGCAGCGCGUCUUCUACCCCGACGCCGUGGAGGAGUGGCUGGAGGAGAACGUGCGCCCCAGCCUACAGAGGCUGCAGGACCUGGCCCAGGACCUCGCCGAGGCCACCGCCAGCCCCACGGCCUAG
Molecule: messenger RNA, 1425 nt
Organism: Orycteropus afer afer
Lineage: Eukaryota; Metazoa; Chordata; Mammalia; Tubulidentata; Orycteropodidae
Gene: HEXD
Product: hexosaminidase D
Exons: 12
Coding region: 1-1425 (474 amino acids)
Biological process (GO): carbohydrate metabolic process
Molecular function (GO): hexosaminidase activity
Source: RefSeq, a predicted model, not a curated record